Messenger RNA from Brachypodium distachyon (stiff brome), 1690 nucleotides. RefSeq lists its product as uncharacterized. NCBI's taxonomy places the organism in Eukaryota, Viridiplantae, Streptophyta, Magnoliopsida, Poales, Poaceae. The record is from RefSeq and is a predicted model, not a curated record. The transcript has 3 exons. Bases 251 to 1486 code for a protein of 411 amino acids.
ACGCAGCAUCCUCCCCUCUGAUCCCGUCCCUCACAAAACCCAGACACGACACCAAAACGGCCGCCUCCGAAGUCCCAACCAAGCCCCACCUUCCGCUCCUUCAACCUCGCCCGCGCCCCAACGCAAACACAACAAUAGCCAAUAGGUCCCUUCGCCUCCUCCAGCAGUCCAGCGUCCAACGCAAGCUCCCCAAGGAUUCCAACGCCCGAACCCUUCCUCUCACUCCCCACAGCUCCCGCUCCCACUCGCGAUGGGCAAUUGCUCCCCUUCCCCUCGCCGCGGCCGGCCGACGUCGCCAGCGGGGUCCCCGCCUCUCCGCCGCACCGGCUCCAGCGCGACCACCGCCGCCGGGAACGCCGCCAGCACCGUGGCCCCGUACGCCCUCGCCAGAUCCCCCUCCGUCUCCGUCUCCGUCCCCGGCGGCGGCGAGGCCGGGCAGGGAGAGGAGGGAGGCAUCGUCCGCGUCUACGGCUCCGACGGCUGCCCCGUCGCGUGGCGCCUCCGGGUCUCGCUCCUCUACAAGGCGGCGGCGCCCGUGCACUUCACGCCGUCCGAGGCGGCCCCGCUCGGCCGCCCCGUGCUCCGCCUCUCCGCCUCCGAACCGGAGCUCUGCGGCGCCGCCGACGAGCUGCUGCGCCACGUCGACGCGCGCUUCGACGGCAAGCCCCGCGUCGCGCCGCCCGAGCGGCCCGCGCGCGCCUCGCUCGCGGCCGCCGCGGCGGAGGAGGUUGCCGAGAUGGUGCGGCUGCAGCACCGCAGCGCCGAGCGGCACCUGGAGGGCGUGGCGGCCAAGCUGGCGGAGAUGGUGAAGAAAGGGGGGAAGAAGGCCGGGAAGGGGAGAAACGUGGUUGAGGGCGCGGAGGUCAGGAGGCUCGGGAAAUGGUACGGGGACGCCAUGGAGGUGAUGCUGGAGCAUGCCAGGAUGGAGGAACGGGUGCUAUUUCCCGAUAUCCAGAGGGCAUCGUUUCCAGGGGUGUGCGAUAAGGUCCAGGAGCAGCACGGGAAGCACCUGCCCAUGAUGAACGGCAUCAAGGAAGAUAUAAAAACUCUUCUGACGUUGGAACUAGGCAGCCCCCUCUUCCAUGAAGUGCUGGUCAACCUCUCGAUUCGUCUCAAAGCAUUGCAGGAUCACACCAAAGAGCACUUCAAGGAGGAAGAGAAGGAUAUGCUCCCACGAUUAGAAGGAGUACGGCGGAUGCAGCGUGAGGAGGGGAGCGUUUCUGACAAGUCUAAUUCUGGAUGGGCAUCAGAGGCAAUGGGUACAAUGGAGAUGACACAUUCAAAGCUCUUCCCUUUCUUCAUGACUGGUCUCAUGCCUCAGGAGGCUGUGCAGUACCUAGACCUGGUAUGCAGAUGUACAAGUAACACUCGGCAUCUGGUUUCUAUGCUCAGAUCACUUGCAGAGCGUCUGGAAGACGCAAACCCAUCAAUCAUACACAACAACCCCACGAAACUAUAUGAGCACCUACUUGUAAAAUCCCCAUAAGCUUCAAAAAUCAGCAAAUAUUUACGUGCCACGUAAAUUGUGAAUGCUAACCCCUUUUCUCUUGUGUGGAGUGCAGCUAUGUAAUUUUUGGGUUUAUUGGGCGAUUGUGAAAGCGUGUAUAUUUUAUGUCCUAUCACUCCAAAGUUGCAACCAGAAGCAAAAAGAAAAUUGCAGUGAUUGCAAUGGCAAUGAUUGUUACUGACA